GCAUGAAAUCUAGGUAUGCAGUUCUAAUAUUUUUAGUGCUGCAAUUAGGACAACUUUCUGCUGAACUCUCCAGAAUAAAAGUCAGACAAGAUGGACAUUAUGUUGACAACCAGGGUAGAGUUAGAAUAUUCCACGGGUUCAAUGCAGUGAACAAAGCGUUCCCCUGGUAUCCCCAACACAUGAGCAACGCCUCCCUGGUUAAGCACUACAAAGAGUGGGGGUUCAACGCUGUCAGACUGGGAACCAUGUGGUCUGGAGUGGAACCAGAGCAGGGUAAAUACAACGAAACUUACCUUCAAGUUAUCAGAUCUCAGCUUAGCCUUCUGGCUGUUAACGGCAUGCACGCUUUUCUGGACAUGCACCAAGAUGUGCUGUCAAAAAGAUUCGGAACUUACGACGGAGCACCGGCUUGGUUGGUGGAUAUUCUUCCCAAAGGUAGAAAUCCAUAUCCCUAUCCUUGGAAAUCAACCAAACCAUUCUACGGGGGAAACUGGGCAUUGCAAUAUCUUACUGAAGAUUGUGGAGCAGCAUAUCAAGGGCUCUACGACAACGUCAACCACUCCCAGGACAUGUUCAUAGCAUUCUGGAAGAAAGUAGCCUCUACUUUUAAAGACGUGACGAGUGUGCUAGGUUACGAGCUGAUUAACGAGCCGUGGGCAGGAGACGUUUGGGCUGACCCUCUCCUGUUUCAACCUGGAAAAGCAGGAUCUCAGAAUCUCUUCCCGAUGUAUGACAAGAUAGCCCGAGCUAUCAGAGACGUAGAUAACGACACAAUCAUCAUGUACGAACCUGUCACGUGGGGUAUUUGGUUUAAUGGAGAAGCAGGAACAGGAUUUGAAACAGUACCAGGGGGUCCAGAGUUCAGAGACCGGAGUGCCCUUUCUUACCACCUUUACUGCUGGGUCAAGAGUGGUGACAGUGACCCCCUGUCUUUCUUUGAUAAGGUCUUGUGUGAUGACCUUCUAGCAGCAGAUGUGUUAACUAACGCCAAGAAGGAGUUCACUAGGACAGGAGGGGGUGGGUUCCUGACCGAGUUUGGAGAGUGUAAACCAGAUGGGAGACAGAACUCUUCCAACACCGUGCUCUGUGAAACAGUUCUCAAGUUAGCUGACGAGAAUCUAGUGAGCUGGACAUACUGGGAUACAGAUUUUUUUGAUGCUAGUGGGAACGUCCAGUUGGACACUGUGAAGCCCUUCAUCAGAGCGUAUCCUAGGGCCAUAGCUGGAACUCCUUUGGGUCUCUCUUGGGACAUGAAGAGUCACUCGAUGGAGUUUAACUUUCUACUGGAUCCUACGAUCACGGCUCCUACUGAGAUAUUUGUUCCUCCCAUCUACUUCGGGGAAGGAAUUGAAGUGGCAAUAUCUGAUACCUUGGUGUACACUUGGGACCUGGCCAAUCAUGUCAUGCUUAUCUAUCCCAAGAAUUCUGUUACAAAUCCAGUUGAGGCUAAGGUGUAUCUUACACCCAAGUUUUCUUGAAUUUAUAAGCUUGAAUUUAGUUAGAAAUAUCUGUUGUUUCUUUCUAUACAUCAAUAUUGAAUAUUAGUUAGGUAAAUUGCUUA
Messenger RNA from Bolinopsis microptera, 1561 nucleotides. RefSeq names its product endoglycoceramidase-like. The record is from RefSeq and is a predicted model, not a curated record. Gene Ontology annotation, molecular function: hydrolase activity, hydrolyzing O-glycosyl compounds. The transcript has a single exon. Bases 3 to 1478 code for a protein of 491 amino acids. NCBI's taxonomy places the organism in Eukaryota, Metazoa, Ctenophora, Tentaculata, Lobata, Bolinopsidae.